CACACGCGCGCGCACACACACACACACACACACACACACACACACACACACACGGACACACGCACACACACACACACACACACUACCCCAUUCACCCCGGUGGCCCAGCCGUGCUAUGAGCCACAGAGGAUCAUUGUAAACGUACAGUAGAGGAAGUGACAGCCGACAUCCCCGGGAUCACUGACCCUUUGGCCGUGGAGCGCCAACACUAAAACACCAGCGGGCUGCAUGACACCAGCUUCUUAUGGGUCCGCCCCACACAGGCCAACAACCUCGCCCACCUCCCCCUCAUGAUCCUCUCUCUCUCUCUCUCUCUCUCUCUCUCUCUCUCUCUCUCUCUCUCUCUCUCUCUCUCUCUCUCUCUCUCUCUCUCUCAGUAUGAGGACCUGGGCCAUUACCCUGGGUCGGAGGCCAUGUCUUUGGGGGGCUACGGGGACGCAGUGAGGUCACUGCCCCCCCAGCACUACGGACAAACCAUCCCUGACUCCCUGAAGCAUCACAGAGACCUGAUCUACGGUCACCCGCUGUUCCCACUGCUGGCUCUAGUGUUUGAGAAGUGUGAGCUAGCCACCUGCUCUCCUCGAGACUCUGUGUCCUUUUCGGGGACCUCCCACCUCCCGGGCAUGACCAAUCACAGCGACGUGUGCUCCUCCGACUCCUUCAAUGAAGACAUUGCAGCAUUUGCCAAACAGAUUCGUUCUGAGAAGCCCAUAUUUUCUUCCAACCCAGAGCUGGACAACCUGAUGAUUCAGGCGAUUCAGGUGCUGCGCUUUCACCUGCUGGAGCUGGAAAAGGUGCACGACUUGUGUGAUAAUUUCUGCCACCGCUACAUCACCUGCCUGAAGGGCAAGAUGCCCACGGACCUGGUGAUGGACGAUCGGGAGGGCGGGUCCAAGUCGGAUAUGGAGGAUUUCACUGGCUCCUGCACCAGUCUGUCAGAGCAGAAUGCGUCAUGGUUACGGGAGCCUGAUGAGUGCGCCACAACUCCUCUUGGAACCCCUGGCAACUGUGGCCUGCCUUCACACAGCACAGCAGACAACUGCAGCGACACGGGCGACGGUAUGGACGUGGCCUCUCCCAGCACAGGGGAGGAUGAGGAAUCGGACCGCGACAGGAGAAACAACAAGAAGAGAGGGAUCUUCCCCAAGGUGGCCACCAACAUCAUGAGAGCCUGGCUCUUCCAGCACCUAUCGCACCCCUAUCCAUCAGAGGAGCAGAAGAAGCAGCUGUCCCAGGACACGGGGCUGACCAUCCUACAGGUCAACAACUGGUUCAUUAAUGCCAGGAGGAGAAUAGUCCAGCCCAUGAUCGACCAAUCAAAUCGCUCAGGUCAGGGUGGUCCCUACAGCCCAGAAGGAGCAGCUCUUGGGGGCUACGGACUUGACGGACAACACCUGGGUCUCCGUGCAGCAGGUCUCCAGGGCAUGGCCUCUCUACCGGGUGAAUACCCCGGCUCGCUGCUGGCCCAGCAGGGCUACCCUCCCCACCCCGGCAGUUCCCUGCACCCUUACCCCGGCCCCCACCCCCAUCCCGCCAUGCUCCUCCACCCGCCUCCACACACACACCCCUCUGAACCACUCCUUGCACAGGGACUGGACAUCCACGCACACUAGCCGCUUUAGAACUGCACCGCUGUGUGUGUGUGCGUGUGUGUGUGUGUGUGUGUGUGUGUGUGUGUGUGUGUGUGUGUGUGUGUGUGUGUGUGUGUGUGUGUGUGUGUGUGUGUGUGUGUGUGUGUGUGUGUGUGUGUAAUGAU
This is a messenger RNA of Gadus macrocephalus (Pacific cod), 1756 nucleotides long. RefSeq names its product myeloid ecotropic viral integration site 3 (gene meis3). Bases 291 to 1613 code for a protein of 440 amino acids. Gene Ontology annotation, biological process: positive regulation of cell population proliferation; positive regulation of transcription by RNA polymerase II; brain development. Gene Ontology annotation, molecular function: DNA-binding transcription activator activity, RNA polymerase II-specific; RNA polymerase II cis-regulatory region sequence-specific DNA binding. The transcript has 11 exons. Lineage: Eukaryota; Metazoa; Chordata; Actinopteri; Gadiformes; Gadidae. The record is from RefSeq and is a predicted model, not a curated record.